UGCGCUAACCUCCGAUUUUGACUUGCGCGAGAAACUUUAAGGAACUGUCUGUCACGUCCGCCCCACUGGGUUCAUCAUUUAAAGAUGUAAAAUAUACAGUGAAGGGAUACGGCACCGUUAUUUCCACUAAUCGUAUACUGACAAGAAAAUUAUUGCGUAGAGUAACAUCAAGUCAAAUAAUAUAAUCAGCAAUAAAAUAAAAUGUCAGAAUUACGAAAGAGAAAUGUAGGUGAAACGUUAGGAGUUAGUGGUGACACUAGCGAAGAUCAGAGAGAAGACAUUGAAUCCGAAGAUGAUGGAAAGCUCGAAGUCGAUGAGUUGGUUAAGGCUCUUCCACAAGGCACCGAUCAUACCCCGAAUAUUCUUGGACACAUACUUUCUGGCUUACCCGAUCGCUGGAAAAACUGGGUUGUCCGAGGUAUUUUCACAUGGCUCAUGAUUGGCGGAUUUGGUCUUAUUAUUUAUGGAGGACCUUUAGCACUGAUGGUUACAACUUUACUAGUACAAGUAAAGUGUUUUGAGGAGAUUAUAAACAUUGGAUAUGCAGUGUACAGAAUCCACGGAUUACCGUGGUUCAGAUCACUAUCCUGGUAUUUCCUCAUAACAUCCAAUUAUUUUUUCUAUGGAGAGAAUCUGAUGGACUAUUUUGCUGUAGUCAUCAAUAGAACGGAUUUGUUGAGAGUGUUAGUUACUUAUCAUCGAUUUAUAUCAUUUUGCUUGUACAUCGUGGGAUUCGUUUGGUUUGUUCUAUCGCUGGUGAAAAAGUAUUACAUGAAGCAGUUCUCUCUCUUCGCGUGGACCCAUGUGGCACUUUUGAUUGUUGUCACACAAAGUUAUUUAAUCAUACAAAAUAUAUUUGAAGGACUAAUAUGGUUCAUUGUGCCCGUAAGCAUGAUUGUCAUCAAUGACGUUAUGGCGUACGUCUUUGGUUUUUUCUUUGGGCGAACGCCUCUGAUAAAAUUAUCACCGAAAAAAACUUGGGAAGGAUUCAUUGGGGGUGGUUUCUCAACGGUUGUACUUGGACUAUUGAUGUCGUAUGGUCUCUGUCAAUAUCGUUACUUUGUCUGCCCAAUUGAAUACAGUGAGAGUUUGGGGAGAAUGACGAUGGAUUGCGAACCUUCUAGUCUUUAUCGACCACAGGAAUAUCCUAUUCCUAAUUGUUUACACAUUAUAACUAAAGUGUUCGGCAAACAAACAAUCACGGUGUAUCCAUUCUUACUUCACUCUCUGUCAAUGUCGGUAUUCAGUUCAGUGAUUGGACCAUUUGGAGGAUUCUUCGCUAGUGGAUUCAAACGCGCAUUUAAAAUUAAAGAUUUUGGAGAUGUCAUCCCUGGUCACGGUGGCAUAAUGGAUAGAUUCGAUUGUCAGUACCUGAUGGCAACAUUUGUUAACGUGUACAUUUCUUCCUUCAUUCACACAGCAUCGCCCCAAAAAUUACUGCAAGCAGUUUAUAGUUUAAAACCUGAACAGCAGCUACAAUUAUUCACAGCACUUCGUGAUUCACUCGAACACAGGGAUCUUCUAAAUACCACAAUACCUUAAAUCGCUAUUAUAUCUACCUUGUGGAAGAUAGAAAAAGAUCUGCGAUCAAUUAAUUUUUUUUUAUUAAAAAUAAAUAAAGAAAUGAGCCAUGCGUGGUCGAUGAUUUUCACUUAGAAAUUCGUUUAAGUAAGCGACAUUCUAUGCUGAAUCGGCCAUUCCAGUUAUUACAAAAACUUAUCUUGAAAUAAUCCACUAAAAUAGUAUUUUCUGAUCGUAUAUUAGGAAGAAAAAUUUAUUUAUUUUUAGCGGGCAUCUGUGCAAGAAAUCAUUUUAAAAAUUACAAGAGUGGAAAAUUUUGUUUAAAGUCGCCGCAGAGUACAGAAGUAUUUUCUUAUUCAGAAAGUACAUGGAAGACAAAAAAUAUAUAUAUUUUUUUUAUUC
This is a messenger RNA of Fopius arisanus, 1923 nucleotides long. RefSeq names its product CDP-diacylglycerol synthase (gene Cds). Gene Ontology annotation, molecular function: phosphatidate cytidylyltransferase activity. Gene Ontology annotation, cellular component: endoplasmic reticulum membrane. NCBI's taxonomy places the organism in Eukaryota, Metazoa, Arthropoda, Insecta, Hymenoptera, Braconidae. The transcript has 9 exons. The coding region runs from base 202 to 1542 and encodes 446 amino acids. The record is from RefSeq and is a predicted model, not a curated record.